This is a messenger RNA of Penicillium soppii, 834 nucleotides long. RefSeq lists its product as uncharacterized. The coding region runs from base 1 to 834 and encodes 277 amino acids. The transcript has 2 exons. NCBI's taxonomy places the organism in Eukaryota, Fungi, Ascomycota, Eurotiomycetes, Eurotiales, Aspergillaceae. The record is from RefSeq and is a predicted model, not a curated record.
AUGCAAAUUCUUCUACUCGGUGGCCACGGCAAAGUCGCCCUCCACCUCACCCCGCUCCUCCUCAAACGCGGCUGGAACGUUACCAGCGUGAUCCGCAACCCUGAUCACGAAAGCGAGAUUCUCGCUCUAGGAAAGGGUCUCAAGGGCAAUCUCAAUGUCCUUCUCUCAAGUCUAGCGGAUGUGAAGAGUGCCGCCGAUGCCCAAAAGAUCAUUGAUACAGUUUCCCCCGACUAUGUGGUCUGGUCGGCUGGCGCCGGCGGGAAAGGUGGCCCAUCAGCCACAAUUGCCAUCGACCAAGAAGCCGCCAAACACUUCAUGACCGCCUCCUUCGCCAGCCCGGGCGUAAGCAAAUUUUUGAUGGUCUCGUAUCUAGGCAGCCGCAAGAAACAGCCAAGCUGGAUGUCGGACUCCGAAUGGGCGGGCGUGGUAAAGGUCAACACGGAGAUCCUGCCGACCUACGCGAAAGCCAAGCAAGAAGCAGACGAGUACCUGACUGCGCUGGCGGAGGUGCGGAAGCGGGAUCCCAAUGCCUCCCGGUUCCAGGCUAUCAAUCUGCGUCCUGGGACUCUGACAGAUGAGCCUGCGACGCGGAUGGUCGAUCUGGGUAUCACGCCUAAGGGUAGGGGGAGUGUUACGCGGGAGGAUGUUGCUAUUGUUGCAGAUUUGUUGCUUGCUAGGAGUGAUACGGAGGGUUGGAUUGAUCUUGUUAAUGGAGAGGAGGGGGUUGAGGGAGCUGUUGAGAGGGUUGCGAGGGAGAAGGUCGAUGCUGUUGUUGGGGAGGAUGUGGAGGGGAUGGUUAAGAGGUUUUUUCCUGAGGCUGGGUUGAAAUUCUAG